Messenger RNA from Orbilia oligospora ATCC 24927, 294 nucleotides. RefSeq lists its product as uncharacterized. The transcript is spliced from 2 exons. Lineage: Eukaryota; Fungi; Ascomycota; Orbiliomycetes; Orbiliales; Orbiliaceae. Bases 1 to 294 code for a protein of 97 amino acids. The record is from RefSeq and is a predicted model, not a curated record.
AUGUUCAACGGAAAUAUCUACACCUUCUUUUCUAUCUUCCUAUUUAUUUCGAUGCUCUUCUCGUCUGAUAUGGGAUUUGCAGCCCCGAUAGCCGAUUUAGAGCCCAGAGCCGUUACAACUCGAGCAUGUGUUCGGGUUGUGAUCAAAACUAGGAUUCGAAUUGUGGCCAAUGGGACAACCUCGACAUCGACGGCCUCGCGAACUUCUACUCGAUGUGUUACGAAGACUGCUGGUGUCGAAGCCCGUCAUUUCGCCACCGACAUCCCAACAAUCGAGGUUACUGACGACGCUUAA